CCUGCUAGCUAGAGGAAGCAUAGCACACUACCACCAUGGAAGCAAGUAUCCAGCCUCUGCUACCUCCCCACAAAGCCUCUCACCGCAAAGCUCUCUGUCUACUUCUCUCCUUAGCAGCUGUCUUCUUAUGCUCAGCUACAAUAGUUACCUUCAAUUUUAACAAAUUUGGCCUCUUCAAUCCUCCACUUCAAAACAUAUGUGUCCAUGCCCAUGACGAGCCAUCAUGCCUAGCGAUCGUCUCAGAAAUAGCCUCAAGCACCACCGCGAAACUGAACCAUGUCCAUGUACUCCAACACUUGCUAAAGAAAUCCACAUCUCACAUUCAAAAUAUCAUCCAAGAGGCGAACCGUUUUAGCCACCGGAACAAUGAUCCUGUAAAUCAAGCGGCUCUAGUUGAUUGUGUGAAGGUGAUGGAGCUAUCUAUAGAUAGAAUUGAAGACUCUAUAGUGGCUCUUGAAAAUGUUACCCCCAUUUCCCAUGCAAAUGCUCAUACAUGGCUCAGUAGUGUGCUCUCUAACCAUGUUACGUGUAUGGAUGGGCUAAACCAGGGUCCAGCCAGGUUAGCAAUGGAGCCAGGGCUCAAGGACUUGACAGCAGGAGCAAGAGCCUCUCUAGCCAUCCUGGUCGAAAUUUCACCGGCGAAAGAUGGUCUACUUUGGCCAUUGAACGGAGAGUUUCCGUCAUGGGUAACGAUUAGGGAUCGAAAACUCUUGCAAGCUUCGCCUGGGGAAAUCCAUGCCAAUGUUAUAGUAGCCAAAGAUGGGAGUGGUAACUACAAGACUGUCAAAGAAGCUGUGGCUUCUGCCCCAGAUAAUGGAAAGAGCAGAUAUGUUAUUUAUGUGAAGAAGGGGAAAUACAAAGAGAAUGUUGAAAUAGGAAAGACUAAGAAGAAUGUGAUGCUUGUUGGUGAUGGCAUGGAUUCAACCAUCAUAACGGGUAGCUUGAAUGUUGUUGAUGGAUCAACAACUUUCAAAUCUGCAACCGUAGCUGCUGAUGGUGAUGGAUUCAUAGCCCAAGAUAUCCGGUUCGUAAACACCGCGGGGCCGCAGAAGCAUCAAGCGGUGGCACUCCGAGUCAACGCUGAUCAGUCAGUCAUAAAUCGCUGUCGUAUUGAUGCUUACCAAGACACUCUUUAUACCCACAGCAACCGUCAAUUCUACAGAGAUUGCUUCAUCUCAGGCACAGUGGACUUCAUAUUCGGGAACGCAGGUGUUGUGUUCCAAAAAUGCAAAAUAGUUGCCCGAAAGCCCAUGAGUGGACAAAAAAACAUGGUAACAGCCCAAGGCCGAACUGAUCCAAACCAAAACACAGGCACUUCAAUCCAAAAAUGUAACAUAAAAGCAAGCUCCGAUCUUGAGCCCGUUAAGGACACCGUCCAAUCAUAUUUGGGUCGUCCAUGGAAGAAGUAUUCGAGGACCGUAGUGAUGCAGUCCAAAAUCGGUGACCAUAUUGAUCCUUCAGGGUGGUCACCUUGGGAUGGAGAUUUUGCACUGAAGACAUUGUAUUAUGGCGAAUAUAUGAACAAGGGACCAGGUGCUGGUACUAGUGAGAGAGUAAAAUGGCCAGGUUACCAUGUCAUUACUAGUGCUACUGAGGCCAAGAAAUUCACAGUUGCAGAGCUGAUUCAAGGAGGGAAAUGGUUGAAAUCUACUGGAGUUGAUUAUAUAGAAGGGCUGUGAAAAAUGGACUAGGCUCUUGUGUUGUUUUUCUGCUUUUUGUUUGAAUAAAAGAGUUGUGGUUUGGUUUCACUGUUUACUUUUAAAAUAACUAGUUAAAAACUACUUUCAAGCAAUGUGCUGCUACUCAGAUUGUUCUGUGUACUGGGUGGGCAAUACUCUCUUCAGCAAAAUGAAAUUAAGUAUUUGGGUAUAUUAUAUCUGAUUGUAGACACCUUUAUUAUAAGGGUUUGAUUCAACUUUCAUUUGGAUUUUAGAUUUGGCGAUAAAUUAAUAUAUCAGUUCAUUCUUUGGGUGAUUUUA
Molecule: messenger RNA, 1979 nt
Organism: Hevea brasiliensis (rubber tree)
Lineage: Eukaryota; Viridiplantae; Streptophyta; Magnoliopsida; Malpighiales; Euphorbiaceae
Product: pectinesterase
Exons: 2
Coding region: 36-1679 (547 amino acids)
Biological process (GO): cell wall modification
Molecular function (GO): pectinesterase activity; pectinesterase inhibitor activity
Source: RefSeq, a predicted model, not a curated record